This is a messenger RNA of Suncus etruscus (white-toothed pygmy shrew), 596 nucleotides long. Its product is annotated as kidney mitochondrial carrier protein 1-like. The annotation marks the transcript as partial. The transcript is spliced from 6 exons. Lineage: Eukaryota; Metazoa; Chordata; Mammalia; Eulipotyphla; Soricidae. The record is from RefSeq and is a predicted model, not a curated record.
GUAGGAGAAGGUGCCGGGCCAUUGCGGCCGCCAGGUAAGCGCUCCAGGACACACUGUGUUGGAGAACUAUGUUUCUAUGACUCAAAGGAGAAGGGACGGCGGGGAGAAUGUCAACCCUCAACUGGAAGCCCUUCGUGUAUGGAGGACUGGCCUCCAUCACAGCAGAAUGUGGUACAUUUCCAAUUGAUUUAACCAAGACACGACUCCAGAUUCAAGGCCAAACGAAUGACUCCAAGUUCCGAGAAAUUCGGUAUCGAGGAAUGUUGCAUGCUUUAGUGAGGAUAUGCAGAGAGGAAGGACUAAAAGCACUGUAUUCAGGGAUUGCCCCAGCUAUGCUGCGCCAAGCUUCAUAUGGCACCAUCAAGAUAGGCACCUACCAGAGCCUGAAGCGGCUAUUUGUGGAUCGGCUUGAAGAUGAAACUCUACUGAUAAAUGUGGUGUGUGGAAUUCUCUCCGGAGUCAUAUCCUCAACCAUUGCUAAUCCAACUGAUGUUUUGAAAAUACGGAUGCAGGCACAGAGCAACACCAUGCAAGGUGGAAUGAUUGGAAACUUUAUCAACAUUUAUCAACAAGAGGGAACAAGAGGAUUGUGGAAG